AUGAUUGUCACUUCAAAAGUAUCUCAACAAAAAGGUCAAGUUGAUCCUGAAGAUUUAUUUCAACGACUUGAACAUAUUGGUCGUGGAUCAUUUGGAGAAGUUUAUAAAGGUUUAAAUCGAAAAUUAUCAAAUAUAGUUGCUAUUAAAAUAAUCGAUUUGGAAAAAUCUGAAGAUGAAAUUGAAGAUAUUCAACAAGAAAUUCAAGUACUUUCUCAAUGUAAUUCACCAUAUGUUACAAAAUAUUAUGGUUCUUAUUUAAAAGAAACUAAAUUAUGGAUUGUUAUGGAAUAUCUUGGUGGUGGUUCAGCAUUAGAUUUAAUGAAAGCUGGCACAUUUAAUGAAAAAUAUAUAGCUAUUAUUUUACGAGAAGUUCUUAAAGGUCUUGAAUAUUUACAUUCAGAAAAAAAAAUUCAUCGAGAUAUAAAAGCAGCUAAUGUUCUUCUUUCUGAACAUGGUGAUGUUAAAUUAGCUGAUUUUGGUGUUGCCAAACAAUUAACAGAUUCAAUUAAUAAAGGAACAACAUUUGUUGGAACACCUUUUUGGAUGCCUCCGGAAGUUAUUAUGCAACAUAAAUAUGAUUAUUCAGCAGAUAUAUGGUCACUUGGUAUAACAUCAAUUGAAUUAGCAAAAGGUGAACCACCUAAUUCUGAUUUACAUCCAAUGCGUGUUUUAUUACAAAUUCCAAAAAAUCCACCACCACAAUUACCUGUAAAAGAUUAUUCCGAUGCAUUUCGAGAAUUUGUUGAAGCUUGUUUACAAAAAAAUCCUGAACAUAGACCAACAUCUACACAAUUACGUCGAUUUAAAUUUGUUUCAACAACAAAAUCAACAAAAUAUUUAAUAGAAUUAAUAGUUCGUUAUCAAAAUUGGAAAAAAAAACAUGAUAAUGGAACUAAAUCUGAUAGUGAAUCAAAUUCAGAUGAAGAACAAUCAAAACAUGAUGCAUAUCAAUGGGAAUAUGGAGCUGGAACAGUCAAAUCAGCAGUUAAUUAUAAUCAUAUUCCAAAAGAAUCGAUUGAAGUAAAUCCACCAUUUAAAUCAAUAUUUGAUGAUCUUUCAAUUCGUUAUAAUAUUUCAUCUUCAAAUAAUGUUCGACGUAACGCCGAACAAGGUGUAGAUUUAUUUGAAAAUUUACAACGUUUAUUUCAAAAUGAUAAUUUACGUUAUCCAAAUCUAAGCAAUGAUUUCAGUCGAAUUAUGUCUGAACAUAUAUCCAAAGGAAAUAAUACUUCUCAAACAUCAACAACAGACAAUAAUCAUAUUCAAAUAACAUCAGGUGUUAUUAAAAUGACUAUGUAA
This is a messenger RNA of Rotaria sp. Silwood1, 1299 nucleotides long. NCBI's taxonomy places the organism in Eukaryota, Metazoa, Rotifera, Eurotatoria, Philodinida, Philodinidae. The record is from the annotation of a GenBank genome assembly.